GACUUUCUCAAUGCAGCUAGCUCCGUCAACAACGACGAACAUAGCCAACUAUCAGCUUCAGCUAUUACAAGAUGGGAAGCACCUCCCUUGAUUCUUCGAGUGCAUGGACAGCUGUACUUUGUCCCUGUUCCUCAAUCGGAACCACGAGAACAAAUGCCUUUUCUGACCCAACAAUCAAUCACGCAUGUGUUGCAAUAGCACCUGAAAGACCUGGAGAGCAAUCCCCGACAACCUUCUGCGCUAGGCGAGUAGCAUCUCAGUUAGUACGAGUGCAUCUCAUAAAAUGACUCACUCCAGGCAACUAAAGAAUAGAUCUACAACCGCGACAGUCGCGAAAAUCCACAUCUCCCCGAAAGCCCAGCAAGCAGCCCAAACCGGGAAAACCUACGCGCCGAAUGCGACUCGACUGAGCCCGCAGGCCAAACUGUCCAGCCAUUUGUCAACAAUUUGUUCUGCAUCUGCCCCGUGUGUCAGCAACAGCCUCGGCGAAAAUGAUCAUCCAACAGCAAAA
Aspergillus welwitschiae is the source of this 511-nucleotide messenger RNA. RefSeq lists its product as uncharacterized. The coding region runs from base 72 to 287 and encodes 71 amino acids. NCBI's taxonomy places the organism in Eukaryota, Fungi, Ascomycota, Eurotiomycetes, Eurotiales, Aspergillaceae. The record is from RefSeq and is a predicted model, not a curated record. The transcript has a single exon.